Candidula unifasciata is the source of this 1851-nucleotide messenger RNA. Lineage: Eukaryota; Metazoa; Mollusca; Gastropoda; Stylommatophora; Geomitridae. The record is from the annotation of a GenBank genome assembly.
AUGGCAGACCGACAGUCUCAAGAUGACGCUUCACUGGCAGCCGAUGCUGAGAGCCUGCAUGAGUCAAAGUCGCUUUUAAAAACCUCAGUCUUGGAGGUCGAAGCUGAUCGCGUUAGUAAAAUCAUCCCACAAGAAGAUGUGCCGAGCAACCUAAAGAUUCCAGUUACAGCUGAAGACACUGACCAAGAGACGCAAGAGGAAGCUACAACAUUAGUGGGGCAGUUAGAUGCUGUACCAGGGGUAGAAGAUAAAGUCGACAAGGAUGUGAGUGCUACAGCCAACGAAGAAGUGAAGGAACAAGCGGACGAGCAGUCACAAGAGAGGGAACAACCAGAAGAAAAGGAACAAUCAGGCGAGCAGGAACAAUCACAAGAGAAGGAGCAGCCACAAGAGAAGGAUCAAUCACAAGAGAAGGAACAGCCAGAAGAAAAGGACGAAUCUCAUGAGAAGGAGCUAUCACAAGAAAAGGAACAACUACAAGAAGAGGAACAACUGCAAGAGAAGGAACAGUCACAAACAAACUUAGAGAUACCGAAACUAACUGUGGAGCAGGCGAAAUCUACACAGGAUGCAUCCGGGUUAGCCGAAGAAGCCGCCUUGCCACUUGACAGUGCUGUGUCUCGAUCGGUGGUGCAUUCACAAGCCACUGACGUCACUGAAGAGCAAGAACCUGUCAAGUCCAGCCAGAUCCAGCUCGUCACUACAGCGCCGGCAGACGAAGUGGCAGCAGAAGAAGAUUCAGAAAAAAUGACAGUCAAAGAAAAGCCAGCUUCUCCAUCUCUAGAGGCACCUCUUGAUACAGAAGAACGUUUCAGUUUUUCCACAUCCGAAGAGAUACCAGAAGAGAACAUACCAGAAGAGGACAUACAAACGGCGAAAGAUAAAAUACUCUUGAAACUUCACUCUGCCAUGGCUAAACAAGACGUGUUGCGUAGCAACAGCCUAAGCUUACAGAGCAAAAUUUCGGAAUUCUACAGAAAGAACAAAUUAGAGUUUAAGCGGGACCAUGACAAAAAGCCUGGCGUUAACGAGGAGACGUACCUAAGAACUCUAGCACAGCUCCAGAAACUGCGUGACAUGGUACAAAGAGACUACAAGCAACGCCAGUCCUAUAUUAAUUCUGUCAAACAGAGAUGCCAACAGAAAAAGGAGCAGGUUGAAGUCGAACGAAAGAAAUGGUUCACUUUGUUGCAUAAAGUGGUUUACGGGGCCCUAUUUAGCAACACCCGAAAACCAAUACCCCCAAAUGAUGUGGAUCACUACUUGAAAGCACUUUCCGCCAAAGAAAACGAGGUUUCUAAAAUUAGACUUAGGAUAUUAAAAAUCAAGAACAAGAUAAAGAAGAAUACAUUUUUACUCAAGUCAAAGGAAGAACUUGAAGAGGGCCUUCACCUACAGGAUUUUGAGCAGCUGAAAAUUGAGAAUCAAACAUACAAUGAGAAAAUUGAGGAAAGGAACGAGGACAUGCUUAAGCUGAAGAAGAAGAUCUCUAGCACAGUGCAGAUCAUGUCCCAUUGCAAGGAGAAGCUUCACUACGUGCAACAGGACAAUCUCGACCAGGUCAAUAAUCUCAAAGACGUGGAAGCGUCUCUGGUUGAAAGUCGAGAAAAUCUGGCCAAGCUGAAACGGGUGCGGGAUGUUCUGAGGACCGAAAAUGCCAAACUACGUGAGGAGUGUGGCCUUCUGGGCAACAAGUCCCUUCUGACUAACUACGAGCUGAAGAAAGAGAAAGUGGCUGAUCUUGCCAACAAGCUGCAGCAGGUCAAGAGCAGACACGCGACGCUGUCCUCAAAAUGCAGCAUCCUCCAGAACAAAAUCCAGAUGUCCAGCAAUGUAACCACAAAGAAGUAA